AUGAGAUUGAAACGACUUUGUGAAAAAAAGAAAAGCGGCAAAGCGUGGGUGUCGGAGGAGCUAACUGCCGAUUGGAAGUCCGGAGGAUCCUCGAGAGAGGCCUUGGAAAUCGCCCUGCUCGAAACGAUCAAGGAACUGGGGGCGGAUGCCCCGCAUCAGAAAAUGCGGGCGGCCUUCGUUUGCAAGGUUACCUUCGUGAAGGAGCGCAUCCUUCAACGCGAGAAGGAGGUGACCGGAGAAUGGUUGACGGAGGAAAGAAUGAAGAACAAACACAGCUGGGGCAAGCACCGUGUUUGCAAUCAUGAUUUGUAUAUUUCGCAAAACUUGAAUCAACUUUCCUAG
This is a messenger RNA of Symbiodinium sp. CCMP2592, 342 nucleotides long. NCBI's taxonomy places the organism in Eukaryota, Dinophyceae, Suessiales, Symbiodiniaceae. The record is from the annotation of a GenBank genome assembly.